CGCCUCCUCUUCAUUCCUCACCAAAUAUCUCAUCAUCAAACCUACAAAUGCCAAGAAGAAACAGCAUCAGAUACCAACUUUUCUCCUUGAGUUCUUGCCUUCUUGGUGCUAGCAACCAACAUCAAUAAAUGGCGACUACCGGGAAUGUGAUCAAGUGCAAAGCGGCGGUGGCAUGGGAGGCCGGGAAGCCGCUGUCGAUGGAGGAGGUGGAGGUGGCGCCGCCACAGGCCAUGGAGGUGCGCGUCAAGAUCCUCUUCACCGCCCUCUGCCACACUGACGUCUACUUCUGGGAAGCCAAGGGGCAAACUCCAGUUUUCCCUAGGAUCUUAGGGCACGAAGCUGGAGGAAUUGUUGAAAGUGUCGGAGAAGGAGUGACCGAGCUGGUACCAGGUGAUCAUGUUCUCCCCGUUUUCACCGGUGAGUGCAAAGAGUGUGCUCACUGCAAGUCAGAGGAGAGCAACCUGUGUGAUCUCCUCAGGAUUAACGUGGACAGAGGCGUGAUGAUCGGCGACGGUAAAUCACGCUUCACCAUCAACGGGAAAUCGAUCUUCCACUUUGUAGGCACAUCCACUUUCAGUGAGUACACCGUGAUCCAUGUUGGGUGCGUCACAAAGAUCAACCCAGAGGCACCCCUCGACAUAGUUUGUCUUCUUAGCUGUGGUAUCUCAACUGGUCUUGGUGCGAUGCUCAAUGUUGCAAAACCGAAAAGGGGCUCAACUGUGGCCAUCUUCGGUCUGGGAGCAGUAGGCCUUGCUGCAAUGGAAGGUGCCAGGAUGGCUGGGGCAUCAAGGAUCAUUGGAGUGGACUUGAACCCUGCAAAAUACGAACAAGCUAAGAAAUUUGGAUGCACUGACUUUGUGAACCCAAAGGAUCACACCAAGCCUGUGCAAGAGGUACUGGUCGAGAUGACCAACGGCGGCGUACACCGUGCGGUCGAGUGCACUGGCAACGUCGACGCCAUGAUAUCCGCCUUUGAAAGCGUUCACGACGGGUGGGGCGUGGCAGUGCUCGUAGGCGUGGCGCACAAGGAAGCCGUCUUCAAGACCCAUCCGAUGAACUUGCUCAACGAGAGGACCCUGAAAGGGACCUUCUUUGGCAACUACAAGCCACGUACCGACCUCCCCGACGUUGUCGAGAUGUACAUGAGAAAGGAGCUGGAGCUGGAGAAGUUCAUCACACACAGUGUGCCCUUCUCGCAGAUCAACACUGCGUUUGACCUGAUGCUCAAGGGGGUGGGACUGCGCUGCGUCAUGAGGAUGGAGGAGUAGAGCUGCACAAUCUCCCGCUGCUUUUAUUGGUGCACGAUAAAAUAUGGUGUAUGCACAUGUGGAUAUUUUCGAAAACAAAUACACAAUAUAAUAUCUAAAUUAUUGCGAGUCAAUAAAGUUAUAGACCUUGUAUUUUGGAGCGGAUGGGUUAUGAUGUUUUUGUGGGAAACAUAUUUCUCAUCUUUAAAUUGUUGUACUUGUAUAAGCAUGUUAUCUAUAAGGUCAAGUCCUGGAUCUGUCUGUGCUCAUUUUUUCUC
Messenger RNA from Brachypodium distachyon (stiff brome), 1525 nucleotides. RefSeq names its product alcohol dehydrogenase 3. Gene Ontology annotation, molecular function: zinc ion binding; S-(hydroxymethyl)glutathione dehydrogenase [NAD(P)+] activity. The transcript has 10 exons. Gene Ontology annotation, cellular component: cytosol. Gene Ontology annotation, biological process: formaldehyde catabolic process. The coding region runs from base 129 to 1268 and encodes 379 amino acids. NCBI's taxonomy places the organism in Eukaryota, Viridiplantae, Streptophyta, Magnoliopsida, Poales, Poaceae. The record is from RefSeq and is a predicted model, not a curated record.